Messenger RNA from Homalodisca vitripennis (glassy-winged sharpshooter), 1531 nucleotides. RefSeq lists its product as uncharacterized. The transcript has 4 exons. Lineage: Eukaryota; Metazoa; Arthropoda; Insecta; Hemiptera; Cicadellidae. Bases 824 to 1501 code for a protein of 225 amino acids. The record is from RefSeq and is a predicted model, not a curated record.
UUAUUAGUGGUAUUAGAUGAAAAUACUUCCAAUGCUCCAAGAAUCUUCAUUUAAAAACCAGUUCAAAUUACCAUUUGAUAUUAAAUUGUGGAGAAUUUGGAGGCACAGUAUAACCUGAUAACAGUGAUAACUAAGGAGGGGGGGGAUAGAACCUCUUCUAAACUUUUUUCACUUAUCACAUGGACAGGUAAAAAACAAAAAACAAAACAAGAUUCCACUUCAAAUUACCACUUAGGAAAUUGAUUCAUUAAAUAGUUUGAAGAAGUAAUCAAUAUAGUAAGGUAUGGGAGAUAAUUAAUUGCUAAUUCAUGCUUCUGCAACAAACUAUAAAGCUAUUAAGAUUUAAACUCACGCUAAAUUGACAUUAACAAGAUUAAUAUUACUUUAUGGAUUUUAGUGACAGGGUGCCCCAGGAAUGAUUCAUCUCACGUUAUAGCUGUAACUAUUUCAUCGUUACAUUACAUCAGAUCAAUCAACUAAAGGUGAUUUACUGAAACACCUGGACCAAUAUCUGGAUAGGCAGUUAGUUUUGAAGCAAUCAUAAUAGGUUACCACCGAGUACGAUUGACAAAUUGGAGAUAACAUCCAAAAAUGUAAGUACCUCCAAAAGACACUCAAAUAAUAAUAAUACACACAAAGAAAAGAAUCAAUUAUACAAACAAAGCUAUUACGUUUUAUCUGACUUUUAAUGCUACAACUAACCAAAAAUAACCUUGAUAUCAGUAAUAAAUUGUUAUUGAUUGCUAUCUCAUUGUUAGUUGCUAGUUCAAUAACAAUUUCAAACCAGCAGAACAGUGAGGUUUUGUGAUGCAUCUCACACUUAAUGAUAACAGUUCUGUGUCUACUGUUCCCUCUGUUGACAUCCGGAUAUGGUCCGGAAGACCCAAGGUCUAGUCCCGACCAUGUGGACCCAUGGGACCUCAAGACAAAUCAUGAUCUCCACAUCCUGGACAAAGCUCUUCGGCUGGCACAGAAUGACAUAAGAUACUUCCAGAAUGAAAAAGAACCCUGGGAGAAACCUGACCCAGGGGAAGAUCAUGUCCUAGGGUUCAACUACUCAGAGUGGAAGAAGACAUACAUUCCUCCUCCAGAAGGCCUUGGGGACAAACAGACAAUUGAACUCAUGAAGAAAUCCAUUGUUCCAGAUUUUGACAUUUCCAAGAUCAAACUGAAGACUGACAAGAAAAACAAUGCUAGCGUUAUAUUUGGAGUGGCUAUGAAACCUGGUCCUGAAAACAAGGUUUUUGGCUAUAGCUCUAAGCGUCUGCAUGUACAAAUCCAUGCUCCCAGUUACCAAGGUGCGGCAGACAAUGAACUAGCAAGGUAUUUGUCCAAGAUCCUUGCGAUUCCUCGGAAACUCAUCAAAAUCAAACAGGGAGCUGGCCAGAACAUUCGUAAAGUUCGUAUACCUAAAGCAGCAGUCCAAGAAAAGGUCUACAUACGAAAACUUAUCAAAGAAUUUGAUCUUGAAAUGGUUACUGAAAAGACUUUUGAUGCUUAAUUCAUAUGCCAAUAAACACUUUUUCUAAUA